AAAAAUCUCUGAAAAGGUCAGCAUUUCUCCAGAUGCAUUUCACAAACAGGCUUCUUAUAUAUUCAGCUGUGAAAUUAGGUUACAUUUAAAGUCAAUCCGACUGUGCGCGCUCCACGGCCCUGUGAUGAGGACGCGCAGACGCGCGUCAGUCGAAGAGAGAGCGACUGUGUGUGACUUCAGUCUGUCGAGUCUGAACUGAACAGAUCACUGUUUGAGGAGUUACAGGGAUAUUUCGUGUUUCUUGGGUCAUCACACAGUGACUUAAAUAUGAAGGUUCUACAUCUGUGUUUGUUCGCGACUUUUUGGAGAGCUAUGCAUGCUAUCCAUCCAGAUUGUGCUAUUAUCUCCCAGCUUAUCCAAGACCAAGAGAUCUGCACCCAGACUACGAAGAGAGAGAUGAAGAACAAGUCCCAACAAACAGGUUGUGGGACCAAUUGGGAUGGGAUCCGCUGCUGGCAUACAGCCAAUUCUGGACAACUCAUUAAUGUGUCCUGUUCCGAAGUCUUCCAGCAUAUCUCUAACACUCAAGGUUUUAUAUACAGGAACUGCACGGCUCAUGGCUGGAGUGACCCGUAUCCUCCAUAUGCAGAGGCCUGUGCAUUUGAAGAUGAUUCAGAGUCUGGGACUGUGACAACUUACUUAUCGACUUUGAAACAGCUGUACACUGCAGGAUAUGCAACAUCGCUUAUAUCACUCAUUACCGCUGUUAUCAUAUUCACAUGCUUCAGGAAGUUCCACUGUACCAGAAACUACAUACACAUCAAUCUGUUUGUUUCCUUCAUCUUGCGGGCUAGUGCAGUCUUCAUCAAAGAUGCCGUUCUGUUCUCAGAUGAAACUCAGAACCACUGUUUAAUGUCCACGGUAGCGUGUAAGAUUGCUGUAACCUUCUUCCAGUUCUGCAUCCUGACUAAUUACUUCUGGCUGCUGGUGGAAGGCAUGUACCUGCAGACGCUCCUCGCCCUCACGUUCGUCUCGCAGAGGAAGUACUUCUGGUGGUACAUUCUAAUAGGAUGGGGUGUCCCAUCAGUUGUGCUGAUCGUGUGGGUGUUGACCAGACAAUUCUUUGAUAACAGAGGAUGUUGGGAUGACACAGAUAAUAUGAACAUCUGGUGGAUCAUUAAAGGACCGAUCACAGCAUCACUGUUUGCUAAUAUCAUCAUCUUCCUAAAUGUGAUUCGAAUCUUGGUUCAGAAAUUGAAAAGUCCUGGAGUUGGUGGCAAUGACACGGGUCACUUCAUGAGACUGGCUAAGUCCACCUUGUUUCUGAUUCCUCUGUUUGGGAUGCACUACACUCUGUUUGCCUUUCUGCCAGAAAACACGGGUGAAAUAGUCCGGUUCUACAUCGAACUCGGCCUGGGAUCCUUCCAGGGCUUUGUGGUGGCACUUCUUUAUUGUUUUCUCAAUGGAGAAGUACAGGCAGUGUUGAAGCGCAGGUUGUGGACGUGGCAGACCCAGACUCACCUGAGCCCCAGUAAAAAGCGUCGGGUCACUGUUACUCAGAUCAUGAUGCAUGAGACUGCUCAUCCACAGACUGACAUCUGCAACGGCUACAUCACGUCUGUGUGAACACACCUGGAUGUUGCAGGCAGAACAACAUGCUAAAGACUUCAAGAGCUUCCCGCUCAGCUCUGGAGUGUGGACGACGGUCACACGAGAGGAAAUAGGUCACCGUAUGGCACUUAUCAAGGUUGUGUUGAAAAUACCAGAGUUAUGGAUUUGUAAAACUACAACGAGAUGUUUGUGACACAGCAAGUGUGUGGAGGUUUGAAUAAGAUUUGAUCGAGGACCAGUAGAUAAUGUGGCCUGUUCCUGAGGGUGGCUUUUUUGGCAAAUGGUUGAUUGACAUUUUAAAAAUCUGAUUGUAUAAUUAUUUGAUUUUGGUAUGAGAAUGAUUAUAAAAUGUUAAGAAUUUUAUUUACAUCCUCAGUCUUGCGCUAGAUGCCGUAAUCUGUAAACUGAUAGUAACACGAUUCAUGUUUAUCAGUUUGGAGGCAUUUCAUUCUUAAAGUGAUUCAUAUUUAUUAUUGCUGAUGAUGUGCCAUGGCUUUUUUAUAACUGUUUUUUAACUUAUGAAUUGUUUUGAUUUGAACACUUUGUACAUUGACAGAAACUGAUAAUAAUAGUGUGGAUAUAGAUGUAUUUAAGUGGUAGUGUGGUACAGUUUGACUUUUAAGUGUACACUUCUGUUCACAAGAUAUAGGGGUCAGUAAGAUUUUUUUAAUGUUUUUAAAAGAAGUCUCUUAUGCUCACCAAGGUUGCAUUUAUUAGAUCAGAAAUAACUGAAAUAUUGUGAAAUAUUAAUGUAAUUUAUUCCUGUGAUCAAAGCUGAAUUUUCAGCAUCAUUACUCCAGUCUUCAGUGUCACAUGAUCCUUCAGAAAUCAUUCUAAUAUGCUGAUUUGCUGCUCAAGAAACAUUUCUUAUUAUCAGUGUGGAAAAGAGUUGAAACUGAAAUUUUUUUUCAGGAUUCUUUAAUGAAUAGAAUGUUCAAAAGAACACCAUUUAAAAUAGAAAUCUUUUGUAAUAUUAUAUAUGUCUUAGCUCUCAAUUUUGACCAACUUAAUGUAUUCUCACUUUCAUUUCUUUAAAAGAAAAUCUUACUGACCCCAAACUUUUAAAUGGUAUUAUACAUCUGCAGACAUUACAGCUGAAUACCAAUAAUGUACAAUGUUAACUGGAGCACUUAGACUGUAAAAAAAGGGAAUCUUCAGAAAUUUUAACAGUUAUGUUGUAAUGUUACACUAAGAACAAUGUUUACAGCUUUAAAAAUGUAUUAUAUUGUAAUUAAAUUAACUUUGUACCCUU
Molecule: messenger RNA, 2803 nt
Organism: Ctenopharyngodon idella (grass carp)
Lineage: Eukaryota; Metazoa; Chordata; Actinopteri; Cypriniformes; Xenocyprididae
Gene: ghrhra
Product: growth hormone releasing hormone receptor a
Exons: 13
Coding region: 268-1566 (432 amino acids)
Biological process (GO): cell surface receptor signaling pathway; adenylate cyclase-modulating G protein-coupled receptor signaling pathway
Cellular component (GO): plasma membrane
Molecular function (GO): peptide hormone binding; G protein-coupled peptide receptor activity
Source: RefSeq, a predicted model, not a curated record